Molecule: messenger RNA, 2060 nt
Organism: Sphaerodactylus townsendi
Lineage: Eukaryota; Metazoa; Chordata; Lepidosauria; Squamata; Sphaerodactylidae
Product: vesicle-associated membrane protein 1-like
Exons: 5
Coding region: 170-529 (119 amino acids)
Biological process (GO): vesicle-mediated transport; vesicle fusion; SNARE complex assembly
Cellular component (GO): plasma membrane; SNARE complex
Molecular function (GO): syntaxin binding; SNAP receptor activity
Source: RefSeq, a predicted model, not a curated record
CUCCCCUUCUAUAAAAGGUGGGGGUGGCGCAUCGGCUCCUGCUGCAGCAGUUUCCGUCGCCUGCGGGGGUGGCUCUUGCUUUGGCGCGGACUCCAGCAGCCCCCCGGCCGACGCCAGCCCGAGCUGCCCUGCUGAGCUGCAAAGGAGCUGCCUGCAAGGGAGACCGGCCAUGUCUGAUCCAGCUCAGCAACCUGCCCCUGGGGCAGGAGAAGGUGGUGAAGGGGCUGGGGGCCCCCCAGGGGCACCUCCAAACUUGACCAGCAAUCGUCGUCUGCAGCAGACUCAAGCCCAAGUAGAGGAAGUGGUAGAUAUAAUGCGUGUAAAUGUGGACAAAGUCUUGGAGCGAGAUCAGAAGCUAUCGGAACUUGAUGAGCGAGCAGAUGCCCUCCAAGCUGGGGCCCAGGUGUUCGAAAGUAGUGCAGCAGCUCUCAAGAGGAAGUACUGGUGGAAGAAUUGUAAGAUGAUGAUCAUGCUGGGAGUGAUCUGUGCUAUUGUGGUGAUUGCAAUCGCACUCUAUUUUUUUACCUGAUAAUGUGGUUCCCCCUUCCCCCAGUCUGCGGCCACCUUCCUCAUCUCCCUGUCCUAGCCCCCUCCCCCUUUUUCUUCCUUUCUCCCCUUCAUUCCGGCUUCAUCAUCGAUACUCUGUUAUGUUUGCUUGCCUUCCAUAGAGACACCAAUGAGCUCCCCCUGGAUUUCAGUUGAACCUCUUCAUUGCUGUUGCAGCCCCCGAGAGGACCAGCUCCUUUUAUAUUUCUUUUUGGAAAGUAACAGUGGGCCUAGUGGAGCAGGAAUGGGGGUGGGUGGGUAGGCUGUUGCAUUCUGUUAAUACAGGUUUCCAUAUAGGUAUGCAGGUUUCGGCUCUCCGCUUCUUCAUACCCUGGUGCUUCAAGGCAUUUUGCUCGUUCUCACCUUGAUGCUGCUGCUAAAAGAACAAUGUAGGAGUUAGAGGAUGAGAGAAGAGGCCUAGUGCUCUCCCUAUGGGGCAGAUCCCAGUUUUGGGACUGCAAAACAGUUCUUUUCUCUAGCCCUAUGAGCUCUAGGUUUCUGAUGACUAUGCAAAAUCUGAUGUUAUGAGACUCUUCUGUUACUGCUGACCUCGUGACUGGAGCAGAGGACGAGUUUGAUUCUAGGUCUGUGCAAGGAUGUGUUAAGGCCACUGGGCAAAGAGGGAUGAUUGUCUGGGGGUCUGCUCCCUGAGCUGGGGGGUCACCUCAGUCUCAGGUGAGAGGUGUUCCUUAGCCCAUGGGGUGAGGCCAAUGCCCUCCCUCACCCCCUGCAUGGCAAUGGAAGCUCUUACCCAAACUGUGUGCUGGCUCUUAUCUCUCUAUUCUUGGAAGGGGAGAAAGCAUUUUCCAUGGCUGUUGUUCUUCCCAGUUCACCCCGGGGUCCAUGGCUGGGGCAACUGAACCAAGCUGUGUGUUCCUGGUAGAAAUCUAGUGGCAGGAUUUUAUCCUGCCUCUCCUGCCUUCUUCGGCUGCAUGUUCCUUGCUUUUGGCUGUUCUAUGGACGCCAUUCAAACAGCAAGAACUGCAAGCCUCGCUACACAAGUGAAGAGUGAAUGGAGCCACUGCUGGAGUCAUGCAGAUCCCAGGACCUUUGCAGGCUAGGAGAAAGCAGGGCUCCUCAUAAGCUUUGCUUUUUGAAGGCUUCCACAGCUGGAUUAGAGUCCAGGCUAGAGGCAGAAUGUUCAGAGCUCCCACAAAUGCCCGUCUCAUCUUUUUAGGAUGCAGUUCCACAUUGCAGGUUAUCACUGGGAAGAUGCUGACAGUGAACAUGCAUGUGUGAGUUUCUGUUUUGCUACCUGGUGUGUUGUAGAGAAUUUACAUGACUCCAUGCUGCAGAAAAUACAGAUCAGCAAAGAUUGGCUUGUCAAAGCACUUGAGUAGGGAUGUUGGUUCAAGGUACAUCUAUGAAGCCUGGUUUGAAAGGGCUGUUAAGUUUCAGUGUGGUGUAGUGGUUAAGAGUGGUAGGCUCUCAUCUGGAUAACCAGAUUUGAUUCUCCUCUGGAUUUGUUUCCCCACUGCUCCUCAAAAAGCCUGUUGAGUGACCUUGGGCUAGUC